UUGUUUUUAAUAAUAUUUAAAUUCUUGUAAGCAUGAUACCAAAUUGUAUCAUGUAUCGAUUUUUAAGUAUUUGAUUCAAUUUUAUUCGUUUCAUUGGGUUUUUCCAUUUAUCUUAAAACACCCUAAUUUUAACAUCCUAUACUCAAACUCCUCUAUUCCUCAAUCAAUGGAAACAUCCACCGGACAUCCACCGGAAACAUCCCACAAUGUUCACAAUGACAAUCCUACCCCUCCUCAAACCACACCCGAACCUACAGAAACAACAUCCGAACCUGCCGACUCUAUCCUUCCACAACUUCCCGAACCUAAAACCACCCCACCACCCCAACCAAAAAAACGACGUCGUAGAAAGCGUUUCUUCACAGACCUAAUCCCAACCUCCGUCUCCGCCGCCGCCGCUUCCGGCCUACGUGUACUCCGCCCUAACCCUAAACCCUCCACCGCCGCCGCCGCAUAUUCCUACUCCGAAACAGAACUCGCCGCCGCCGCCAAUGUAAACGACCUAAACCCUAAUUACAAUCGCCGUAAAAGAAUGUCUGAUCUCGCUAAAGAAGUCGAUGUUGAAGCCUUAAUUGCAAUCUCCGUUGGUUUCCCUGUUGAUUCAUUGACUGAAGAAGAAAUUGAAGCUAAUGUAGUUUCACAAAUUGGCGGUGUUGAGCAAUCGAAUUAUAUCGUUGUGAGAAACCAUAUUUUAGCGCGUUGGAGGUCUAAUGUUACUGUUUGGUUGACGAAAGAUCAUGUUUUGGAGUCUAUUAGAGCUGAACAUAAGAAUCUUGUGAAUUCAGCUUAUGCGUUUUUGUUACAACAUGGGUAUAUUAAUUUUGGGGUUGCUAAAGGGAUAAAAGAAGUGAAAUUUAAGGGAUUUGAUGGGGUUGUUUCGAAAGGGAAUGUGAUUGUAAUUGGGGCGGGGUUAUCGGGUUUAGUUGCUGCGAGGCAGUUGAUAUCGUUGGGGAUUAAGGUUGUCGUUCUUGAAGGAAGGGGUAGGCCCGGUGGGAGAGUGAGAUCGAAGAAAAUGACAGGUGGACAAAACGGGGUUGUUAACGUUGUUGCUGCAGCUGAUUUAGGUGGAAGUGUGUUAACGGGGAUAAAUGGGAAUCCGUUGGGUGUUCUAGCGAGGCAGUUGGGGGUCCCGCUUCAUAAGGUGAGGGAUAUAUGUCCGUUGUAUUUGCCGAAUGGGAGGACUGUGAAUCCGGAUAUUGAUUCGAAAGUUGAAGCUUCGUUUAAUAAGUUAUUAGAUAGGGUGUGUAAACUUAGACAGGCGAUGUUGGUUGAGGUUAAGAGUGUUGAUGUUUCGUUAGGUACCGCGUUAGAGGCGUUUAGGCAUGUGUAUAGAGUGGCUGAGGAUCCACAAGAGCAAAUGCUUCUUGAUUGGCAUUUGGCUAAUUUGGAGUAUGCUAAUGCUUCGUUAAUGUCAAAUUUGUCUAUGGCGUUUUGGGACCAGGAUGAUCCUUAUGAAAUGGGGGGUGAUCAUUGUUUUAUUCCCGGAGGAAAUGAGAGGUUAAUUCGGGCUUUAGCGGAGGACAUUCCUAUUUUCUAUGAUAGGACGGUUGAAAGUGUAAGAUAUGGUACUGACGGGGUUUUAGUGUAUGCUGCUGGUGGGCAGGAAUAUCAUGGGGAUAUGGUUCUUUGCACGGUUCCCUUGGGUGUACUGAAGAAGGGUAACAUUGAGUUUGUACCAGAGCUUCCUCAACGCAAGAAAGACGCAAUUGAGAGAUUAGGAUUUGGGUUGUUGAAUAAGGUUGCAAUUCUGUUUCCAUACGACUUUUGGGGCGGGGAGAUUGAUACUUUUGGGCACUUGACUGACGACCCGAAUAUGAGGGGUGAGUUUUUUCUGUUCUAUAGUUAUUCUUCGGUUUCAGGUGGACCACUUCUUAUUGCACUUGUAGCUGGAGAAGCAGCAGUAAAAUUCGAAAAGAUGUCUCCUCUUGAAUCUGUAGUGAGGGUUCUUGAAAUUCUCAAGGGCAUAUUCAGUCCGAAAGGAAUUGCUGUUCCGGAUCCACUUCAAGCAGUUUGUACGCGUUGGGGACAGGAUCAGUUCAGUUACGGUUCUUAUUCUUAUGUUGCAAUUGGAGCCUCAGGGGAUGACUACGAUAUCCUUGCCGAGAGUGUUGGAGACCGGCUUUUCUUUGCAGGUGAAGCAACUAAUAAACAGUAUCCUGCAACAAUGCACGGGGCUUUUCUCAGUGGGAUGAGAGAGGCUGCUCACAUACUCAGAGUUGCUGAUAGGAGGUCAUCAAUAUCUCCAGCUGAGAAAUCAAAUACUUCCAGUCAAGAAAAUGUUGGUGUUGUUGAUAAGUUAUUAGAGACUCCAGACCUUAAAUUUGGAAAUUUCUCUGUGUUGUAUGAUCCUACGUCAACUGAACUGGAGUCUAAUUGCUUAAUACGAGUUGAAUUGCAAGGGGAGAAAUCUUUACAUUUAUACAGCUUGAUCUCCCGAAGACUAGUACUGGAGCUAAGCAAAUUAGAAGGGGAUCUGAGCAGGAUAGAAAUGUUAACACGUGACUUUGGGGUGAAAUUGGUUGGUUGGAAUAAUUUAUCCGCUGCUGCAGGAUCGCUAAUCAACUCAAUUGAAUCAGCUAGAUCAGUUUGAAUAUUGAGCUACUGUUUCUGGUAGAUGCAGAUAAGAUGGGAUACAUUAGUAGUUUAGGACCUCAAUUCAAACUGAAUUAGUUCGAAUAUGACUAUUGUAGAUUCAGGGACAAAAUCCCUAUCAAAUUGAAUUGCUCGAUGUUAAUAGUCGCUUCUUGUACUGAUCAACUCUUGGUAAUUAUCUGGCAAAAUGCAGUUACAGGAUUUUUAGAGGUUCAAUAUAAGAUUAUCAGGUAAUAUCACUGUUUAAUUUGUUCGGUGA
Lycium ferocissimum is the source of this 2851-nucleotide messenger RNA. Its product is annotated as lysine-specific histone demethylase 1 homolog 1. The transcript has a single exon. Gene Ontology annotation, cellular component: nucleus. Gene Ontology annotation, molecular function: protein binding; oxidoreductase activity. NCBI's taxonomy places the organism in Eukaryota, Viridiplantae, Streptophyta, Magnoliopsida, Solanales, Solanaceae. The record is from RefSeq and is a predicted model, not a curated record. Bases 167 to 2590 code for a protein of 807 amino acids.